AUGAACAGUCAGCAGUUACAGAAGCAACUCCUCCUGGGUGAAAUCGUCCGCUACCACGGGUACCCCUACGAGGAGCACGAGGUGCUGACGGAUGAUGGCUACUACCUGGCCCUGCAGAGGAUUCCUCACGGCAGGGGCAACCCAGGCAGCAGGAGCAUCUCCCAUCAAGCAGAGGCACGGGGCUCCAGCAUGUUCUGUCCCCCUCCAAAGGCUGUGGUCCUCCUCCAGCACGGGCUGGUGUUGGAGGGAAGCACCUGGGUAUCCAACUUGCCCAACAGCAGCCUGGGCUUCAUCCUGGCCGACGCCGGCUACGACGUGUGGAUCGGGAACAGCCGGGGGAACAGCUGGUCACGGAAACACAGAGAGUUUGACUUUCACCACCAGGAAUACUCAGCUUACAGCUUCCACGAGAUGGCCAUGUAUGACCUCCCAGCCACCAUCAACUACAUCCUGCAGAAAACCGGGCAGGAGCAGCUGUACUACGUGGCUUACUCUCAAGGCACCACCACAGGUUUCAUUACCUUUUCAUCCAUUCCUGAACUGGAUCGCAAAAUCAAGAUGUUUUUUGCCUUGGCUCCCACCACUGUGAACUCCAACUCAAAGUCACCCUUGGUGAAGGUGUUUGACCUUCCCGAGGCACUGGUUAAGCUUGUUUUAGGACAGACAGUGGUCUUUGAUAAGGGCCACAUCUUGAAGCAAGUGAUCUCUGCUGUGUGCACCUACCCCAUCUUUAGGAGUAUUUGCCCUUUGGUCCUUUACCUGCCUGGUGGCUUUACCAGCAGCUAUAAUGUGAGCCGCAUGGACGUGUACAUGUCUCGCUACCCUGACUCAACAUCC
This is a messenger RNA of Manacus vitellinus (golden-collared manakin), 837 nucleotides long. RefSeq names its product lysosomal acid lipase/cholesteryl ester hydrolase-like. Gene Ontology annotation, biological process: lipid metabolic process. The record is from RefSeq and is a predicted model, not a curated record. The transcript has 7 exons. NCBI's taxonomy places the organism in Eukaryota, Metazoa, Chordata, Aves, Passeriformes, Pipridae. The annotation marks the transcript as partial.